Messenger RNA from Ruditapes philippinarum (Manila clam), 1349 nucleotides. RefSeq lists its product as uncharacterized. The coding region runs from base 273 to 1235 and encodes 320 amino acids. The record is from RefSeq and is a predicted model, not a curated record. Gene Ontology annotation, biological process: mannosyl-inositol phosphorylceramide biosynthetic process. NCBI's taxonomy places the organism in Eukaryota, Metazoa, Mollusca, Bivalvia, Venerida, Veneridae. Gene Ontology annotation, molecular function: mannosyltransferase activity. The transcript has 3 exons.
GUGACUUCACAGUCAUAGGAUCGGAAACUUAUCAAAUUUCAAAAUGAUUUUGUUUUUAAUAAACAUUAAACAUAAAGUCACAAGACAUUGUUUUAUUGAAAGCAGAAGUUGGAUUAAAGAUCUUAUAAUAUUGUUUGAAAGUUCGUUAAGAUCAAGUUGUUUUUUUCUAUAAGUUAUACGUUAAUUUAAUUUUGUUGUUCGUUUGUUUGUUUUAUUGUAACAUACAUUUUGUUCUAUGUUUGUGGUUCCUUUGGAAUUCAUAUUCAAAAGAAAUGGAUAAGUCUGUUUUAAAGAGAAAUAUAUUAUUCUUGUUUGGAGUUUUAGUUUUUGCUCUUCUUAUCUCUCUCGGGCGGAUAGCCGAAUAUUUAACAUCCGAAUAUAUUUACUGUACUCACAAUUAUAAUGCAAACGAGUCUUGCGCAGAGUGUAUAAACAAAAGGCCUCAAACUCCCAUUCCGGGUAAAAUACCACAACACAUUCAUCAAAUCUUUUUCUAUGAAACAAGUAGUCAACUACCAGAUAAACUUGUAAAAGCUAAAAAUAGUUGGAUACAGUACCAUCCGAACUACACGUACACUUUAUGGAACAAAACAUCUAUAAAUAGCCUUUUAGAGAGAGAGUAUCCGUUCCUAAGGAAACUUUACGACAGUUAUGGGCACUGGGUCAGACGAGCUGACGUUGCACGUUAUCUCGUGCUCUACCAUUAUGGAGGUUGGUAUGUGGACAUGGACGUUGCUUGCCGUCGAAGUGUGAGAACUUUAGAACAAGAGGCACAGGAACUCAAUAAAACUGCAAUACUCAGGGUAACCGAGCCAGUUGGAUUUUCAAACGAUUUUAUUGGGAUUACUAAACGUCAUCCAUUUUUAUUUUCCGUCCUGACGUCACUCCACAAGUCCAACAGAUGGUUUAUUUUUCCAUACGCCAAUACCAUGUUUUCUACAGGACCAACGUUCCUAUGGGGCCGGUACCUAAACUACCGGGAUCAGAAUCAAUUGUACAUCAUUAAUAACUCGUCUUACAGCAACUACCUCGUUUUAAUGCACAAUUCAUCAUGGCAUAGUUGGGACGGCAUUAUUGUAUGGUACCUGUUUCGAGACACGCGCAUGUUCAUUGUCUUGAUGACGUCAUUAGCGGUCUUAUUAUGUGUGACGCUGUUUUUGUGUAAAUAUAGAGGUGUUUGCUCACUGAGAAACAAAACAUAUAAAUAUAUUAGAUCUAGAAAACGUUCAGUUUAAGUAAGGACUAUAAGCUAUAUGUUAUAUAUAGCAAAACAUCGAUUUUCAUCACAUUUUGUUUUGUCAAAAAAAAGAAGCUUUAGUAAAUUAAAGUAAAUAUCUUACUGUUAUGUU